Messenger RNA from Pelobates cultripes (western spadefoot toad), 249 nucleotides. Lineage: Eukaryota; Metazoa; Chordata; Amphibia; Anura; Pelobatidae. The record is from the annotation of a GenBank genome assembly.
AUGGAGUGCCCUCGAGCGACAGCCUUUGACCAAGCAUUUCAUGCCAUAAGUGCAAGAUUUUGGAAAACACUGGAUAAGCAGAUUCGGAGGGAGAGCGGUAACCUCAACUAUAAGAACUUGCUCCAGUGCCUGAAACAUUUCCUACUCCCCAGUACUUGCCCAGACCUAGACCGCGAGCCAGGUGGAAAAGAUCUGCUGAGCCUUGCCAGAGGCUUCAUGAGCCACAUUGUGGACCACGCUGUUACCUAA